ACUUCUUUUAAAACACACAUACACAAAUAAAAUAAAUCUCGAAUUUCCGUAUUUACAUACAACAUGACAUGGUAAUUAUUGAAGCAAAAUGGCAAAAUGGAAUAAUAGCAAAUAAAACAACAACUAAAAAACCAAAAAAUAGAGAGAAAAUACCGGAGCUUUAAGACAAACCAAACACUGUGUUUUCAUCGACAAACAACAAGAGAGAACAAACUAGCCGAAAUUUUAUUGACUAAUGAAAUAUCAAGCAUGGUUCUAGAAAUGAUACAGAUGUUUAUAUUAAUUAAAUUUUACUGAAACGAAUUUUGUGAUCUAAAUUUAGAAGAAUAAUAAAAUUCACGAAAGGAUAUUACAUCGAAAUAAUUUUUUCUAACAUCUAAUUUCAAAAAAUUGUUUUAAGAAAAGUUUUCUCAUAGCGAUGUAACAGUUCAGAUGAUUGUUCAGAAUUUUUACAUUUAGAACAAUAAAGUAGAAAGUUUUAGCAAAUGAAAUUAUGACGAGGAAUGAUAUCGGUCAACGUAGUCGUUCAAAAAGUGCAUCUUGUUUCCCAGAGAUCAGAAUUGCAAUCUUGGGUGCUCACCAAGUUGGAAAAUCAGCUGUGAGUGUUCGAUUCAUGACCAAGAGAUACAUUGGGGAAUAUCAACACAAUGUUGACAAUACUUACAAAAGAGAAAUUGUUAUAGAAAACGAUACUGUUUGUUACGAACUUAGAGAUACGUCAGCUUCGGUUGAUAAUAACUGCCACGUAUCUUGGGCUUCAUGCAUAGCAGUUAUAUAUGCUAUAGAUAAUCGCUCUUCUUUUAAUAUUGCAAAAGACAUUCUUCAAAGUAUUAAAACUUUUGUGGAAAAAUCUGGAAAAUUACGAGAAGCCAUCCCUUUAAGAUAUUCUUUAAUCGGAAAUAAAAAUGAUUUAGAACAUCUUCGCGUAAUAAGUUUAGAAGAAGGAAAAGCACUUGCAACAAAAUAUAAUGCAAGAUUCGGUGAAAUAUCAGCAGCAAAUGAUUAUGUAUCAAUAUACGAGUUGUUUAGCAGCAUGAUUAGAGACGCUUAUGCUUGUGUUGAAAGUUCAAAACAAACUACUACUAUUGAUUACCUUAAAAUUGACUCUAAAUUACGCACUCGAGCACACACAUUAACUCCAUCAACUGAAAAAUCACAAACUGAGAACGAUUUUGAAGUUAAUUUGUUUGUAUGGGAUAAAAAAAACGAAGAUGACUCGAUCAGUGUUCAUAGUGCAUGUUCAGCCAUGGAAAAUCGAAGAAGCCGAUAUUCACUAAGCGAAGGAUUAGAAACAUUAAGCACCGAUUCUAAUUCGGAUAUAAAUGAGCUAAGCAAUUCUAACGAAAGAAAAAAAUGUACUGAUGAACAAGAUGAAGGGUUAACUAUUAGAGUUCCAAGUGUCGGCACGGCAAAAAAAGAAAAAUCACGAUCGUCAUCAAAGCGAAGCCAAAAGCAGCGGUCGCUUAAAAAAUCAGGCAAAAGCAAAAGUUACUCUGACCUGGCAUCAUCAGUAAGGGAGCAAAAUGAAUUUGAUAAACCUUUAUUUUUGUCUGAUAAUAUAAGUACAAUUAAUAGCGAAUUGCUUUCUGAUAACCACCAAGCAGAAAAUUCGGAAAAAUUGUCAGCUGCGCAUAAAAAUGGCUGGAGUAUUUUGCGAAAAGAACGGCCAAGAUUAUUAGCAACCGCAUUGGGAAGUAAAAAUGAAACCUCUAUUGAUGAACCUUCACGGGAUAUACCAGAACAAUCUAGAUUUAAACGUGACGGCAGCAGAUCGUCAGUCAGGAAAAAAUUUUCCACUAUAUUUAGGCCUAAAAUAGUAAUAGCCACUCCUACAUUUGCAAAUUAAACAAGCACGCACUGAAACAAAUUCCACUCUAAGAAAACCGCAUGCAACAAACUCCACAAACCCACGGAAACUUACUCAGUAAUUAGAGUUAAUAUUGCCGCACAAAUAUUCAGAAGUGGAUUUUCAAGUAUAAGUUUUAUAUUUAAUAUUCCUGAUUGAUAGUUAACUUGGACUUUUUAGAAGUUUUUGCAUAAUUCUAUAUAUGAAAAUGAAACGUAAAUACGUAAAAA
Molecule: messenger RNA, 2076 nt
Organism: Hydra vulgaris (swiftwater hydra)
Lineage: Eukaryota; Metazoa; Cnidaria; Hydrozoa; Anthoathecata; Hydridae
Molecular function (GO): GTPase activity; GTP binding
Source: RefSeq, a predicted model, not a curated record